Messenger RNA from Schizosaccharomyces japonicus yFS275, 2884 nucleotides. RefSeq names its product DUF1769 family protein. Gene Ontology annotation, biological process: plasma membrane organization; positive regulation of 1-phosphatidyl-1D-myo-inositol 4,5-bisphosphate biosynthetic process. Gene Ontology annotation, cellular component: endoplasmic reticulum-plasma membrane contact site; lateral plasma membrane; cortical endoplasmic reticulum. Lineage: Eukaryota; Fungi; Ascomycota; Schizosaccharomycetes; Schizosaccharomycetales; Schizosaccharomycetaceae. The record is from RefSeq and is a predicted model, not a curated record. Gene Ontology annotation, molecular function: phosphatidylinositol-4,5-bisphosphate binding; phosphatidylinositol-4,5-bisphosphate sensor activity. Bases 120 to 2369 code for a protein of 749 amino acids. The transcript is spliced from 4 exons.
UAUAGAAGUAGAGCCUAAAUCCACCUGCGCGAGUUUGUCCUCCACCACACACAACGUUUCCGUUAAAAGAGCCAAAAACGAUAAAUAACACAAAAUUCGGGCAAAUUCCGUAACAGAAAAUGAAGGUUAGAGUUCGCGUUGGCCCGGAUCCUGAGCACACACAAAUUGCUUGGGUGAAUCACGAGGGAAGACCGACCGAAAUCGAUGGUCCCUACUGGGUUGGACGAAUUCUUGUCAGAAUCCGGGAUUUUAGUGGAAUUACACCUGAUGGAAGUGCCCCGAAACGGGACAGCGAGUAUUUUAAAGGGAGAUCGCGUAAAUUUCAGAUCCAGGCUGAAGGUCGCUUUAAGAAGGAGUACAAUGGUGACCAAGUUAUCUACGGCACUCAAUUCGAUCAUAUGAUCUCUCAUUUUCCUGAAUCUGCUUUCCGAGCUGGAAUGCGCAUUGCCAAGUACAUUGACCCUGCCGUGUACUAUGAUAAAAACGCAAAGUCCCCAUACAUCAUGUCACCUUUUGUGGCCUGUGUGAAUACACUUUCAGCAUGGCCGGCUCCCUCCCGUAUGGAGGAUGCCGUUAUUUCGCUAGUUGAGGCGGACGCCCAGGAUUCUGACUCUGAGCCUUUACCAGAUGUUAGUGAUACUUUCGACGAAACCGAAGAUUUCACGGACUUCAAAAAGCCAGAGGAAAAAUUUGAGCCGAAAAACAAUGCCGAGUUUAUGAAAACUCAUUUGCUAACGUCUCCCCCGGCGAUUACUGUUGAGGGCCAGGAUGCAUCAGAGAUUGAGGAUUCUCCAAGAAAGCCUAAUGAUUUUGACGAGCUUAGUCUUAUUUCCACCGAUUCAGGAAAUACCACUACACCUCGUCAUCGUCGCCAGCGUUAUUGGAGUUUUGCCGGUUUCAAUGAUAAUGCCCGAUUUGCAGAUCUCAAUAAGACGAGCGGGCCAUCACAUCCCCAAAAUCUGGAUGUGCCCAGUGCUGUGCGUCCCGGUUCUGCAGGCCAGUAUGGUGAUACCGGUGGGUAUAAUAGCGAUGAGGAUGAAGAGCUUCUUCUUCAUCGUCACAUCACCAACACGCAUAAAGACUUUAGUACGCACGUGAAAAAUGUUGGUCUGUACCACAAGCAGUCAUUGGAAGAUGAAAGCGAGGGAACUUCUUCUGCAUCCGAUGACACUUCUGCGGACGAUGAGCGGCUUCAACGUUACUUCACUGCACUUGAAUUGCAGGUUGAUAAAAGAUCGAAUGAGGACGAUAAAAAGAAAAAAAGCGAUGCGUUACACAAAUUGACGCAUCCUUCUUUAAAACUCGGCAAAAAGCUGUCGGCUCCUAAACUCAUUAAACGAAUGUCUAUUCGUCGUAAAAAGAAAAAUCAUGAAGACAGUACGAGUGAUACUAGUCCCACGACUUCGACCUCUAAUGGUUCCCCGGUUAAGCACGAAAGUAAAAAGUCGGCUCCCCGUCGGUCAUUAGAUCGUCUUAUUCGGUUUGGUUCUAUACGGCGUCAUCACCAUCACAAGCACGAGGAUAUUAAGGAACCUCAUCGUUCAGAUUCUGUUCCAAUUUUCCCCUCGCGCAAGUCAUGGUCUUCCUCUCGUCCUUACUCGACCCAUUCCAGCGGAACUUCCCCACGCACAUCUACGGAGUCCCCUCUCAUCGAAAGCAAAUACAUGAGCGCUACUCAACCACCUUCUCGUAAGUCAAUGUCUUAUGUUGAAGGUCAAAGCACGUAUCUUUCAGCAUUGCCAAGGGCACAAGAACCGUCCGAGGAGAAGAUUCCUGAGGAGGAAGGUGACACGGUAUCUGCCAAAUCUGCCAAACUAGAGCAAAAGCAUGAGACACCCCAAUCUGGAAACCUGCUCCAGGUUCCCAAUUCCCGCGCCGUGCGUCGUAAAAAGUCUGGUAUACCGAAACCUUCUAAGCACAUUCCUUCAGAAUCAACGUCGUUGGAUGCAUGUCUGGGUCCAUGGAGAUUCGGUAAUCCGAAGGUUGAUCCCAUUGAGGAUAACUCUUUUAUUUUUGGUGAUCUAAAGUCUGUAAAAGAACGAAGAAAGUACUUUUCUAGCUCUUUGGCUGCUCGAGAAAACUUUUAUUUUGACCGCGACGUUGUCUACUGCAUGAGUUUCUUCGCUCCUUACAUGGACUUCAAUACCUUUAAUUUAAGCUUUGGACCAAUCCGCUUGAACGUUAAUAGAAGCUUGAACUCUGAGGGAAAACAACCUAUCCGUUACAUGAUGCGUGAAAAAGAAAACGAAAAAGCAAUUAUGUUCGUUGUCGACUUCGAUCUUGUUGAGGAUGACGACAAAAGCGUACUUGAAGAACAAGCGAGAAACCGAGAAUUGAUCGCACAAAGAGAGUUAGGCUUGGGAAAUUAAUUCUGUCCUAAAUUGUAUACGGUUUCUGUUGUGCUGAUUCCAGUUUAAACGUUUCAAUUUUGGAUUUACAGUGUACUUAAGACAUAAACAGUACUACAUAUCCCUUGGUUCUUCUUUCUUGUUACCAUAAUACAGCAAUCUGCGUCUUAAUCAGGUAUACUUGUCGCGUAUGUACUAUUAUUACAAAAAUUUACCUUUACGAUUUUAGUUGCUUUCCCUUGCUUUUUUCCGUUAUGAAAGCUGGCUACAUAUUUGGUGAUUCCUUUUUGCUGAAGUGAGAGGUGAAAAGAUGAUAUAUUUAGUUUUGUAACCUUAUUAGUUCCGACCGGAGAGAUUUAGGCCGAGUCGAGGAAUGCUUUCUCUUUUGUAUUAGUAUAACAAUAAACACGACACUGGUCGUUCGUAUCUUAUGAACAGAGUGGGAUUACAAUUGUAUGAGACUGUUAAGUAACGCCCUGUUCUAAGGUUCAAAUGUAGGAAACCCGGUUAAUGCGACAAUAAUCACUAAAAAUUAG